AUGCGAGAGGAAAGCAAGCCCCUGCUCUCUAAACAUGCGAUGCAGAGGGCAUCUACUUACGACUCUUCUCUUUCGGAAAAUGCUGUAGGAAGCUCUUCAAAUCCCGAAGCGAAUUUGAGAGAAGGUCAAAGUCCGCUUGCAUCACGAUCAAGUAUGGAAAUAGUCGACAGGCAGAAGGAAUACCAACCGCUGCCGUCUACUUUUGUCGGCCAUCAACCUAAUCCAACAUUUUGGCAUCAUCUGACAUAUUACCUGCCGUGUUUUUCGUGGCUACCGUCAUAUAAUUCCUCUAAGCUUAUGAGAGAUCUAAUUGCAGGCGCUUCGUUGGCAUCUUUCCAAAUUCCACUAGCGAUGUCCUAUUCAACUUCAAUCGCGCAUGUUCCUCCGAUGUGCGGUCUAAACGCGCUGGCAAUAACGCCAUUCGUGUACGCCGUUUUUGGCUCUGUGCCACAAAUGAUUGUCGGGCCAGAAAGCGCAAUAUCUUUGGUUGUGGGACAGGCCAUCGAAAAAAUUUCCAAGCACGACAACAGCAUAAGUGUUACAGAUCUAUGUGUUGUCUUAACUUUCAGCAGCGGCAUGAUAUUAUUCCUCUUCGGCUUGAUGAGAUUUGGAUUUUUGGACAGUGUGUUAAGCAGGUCCCUUUUAAGAGGAUUUAUAAGUGCUGUUGGGCUAGUGAUGGUGCUGAAUUCUUUAAUCUCAGAGCUUAAGCUAAAAAAAGUGUUUGAAGAUGCCCCAGAUCACUACCAUGCACCUUUUGAGAAAGUUAAAUUUUUAUUAAAGUAUGCCCCUGAGAACUAUGACUUGCCGACUGCUAUCUUGAGCGGUGUCACCUUCUGUGUUUUGAUGAUCUUGAAACAGCUAAAGAAGCGACUAUCCAAGAGGUUUAGGAGAGCUGUCUUUUUUCCAGAGAUUCUCGUUGUUGUCACAAUGGUUACGUUGUUAUCCUUCUUCCUUGGAUUUAAACAAAAAUAUAACAUUGAAAUUGUUGGCGACAUAAAGGCUGAGAGCUCAAGUAAGUUCAAGAAUCCGUUUGCGAAGAAAAGCCUUCCUUACUACAAUGACUUAUUUCAUGCUAGCUUCAUGAUUGCCCUUCUUGGUUUCUUCGAGUCUACAACGGCUUCUAAGUCUCUAGGUACUAGUUAUGACUUGGCAAUCUCAUCCAAUCGUGAGCUCAUUGCCCUGGGGAGUUUGAAUUUGGUUGGAUCGCUCUUAGGAGCUUUACCCUCCUUUGGCGGGUAUGGCAGGUCAAAGAUAAACGCGUACACAGGUGCUGCAACCGUUAUGUCCGGGGUUUUUAUGGGUGGAAUAACGUUCAUUACAUCCAAAUUCCUACUUAGCAUGAUCCACUACAUUCCCAUCUGUAUCCUUUCUGUGAUUACAACCGUGGUGGGAAUUACCCUUUUUGAGGAGGCGCCUGCUGAUCUCAAAUUCCAUUUUAGGUGCAGUGGGUAUAACGAACUCAUUACCUACACCAUUACAGUUCUAACCACCUUUUUCUAUUCAGUUGAAGCUGGCAUUACUGUCGGUUGCGGCUAUUCCAUAAUUAGAGCAAUCAAAAACUCAACACGUUCUAGGAUUCAAAUCUUAGCAAGAAUCACAGGAACCAAUCGUUUUGUGAAUGCAGACGAAUUUGAUACAUCUCUGAACCAAGAAACACUAAGCUUGCCUAGACUCGAACACUUCGAAGGCUGUCUGAUCGUGAAAAUUCCUGAGCCAUUGACUUUCACCAACACAGAGGAUCUCAAAUCGAGAUUGAACCGCCUUGAAAGUUAUGGCUCUGUCAAUACACAUCCUGCUAGCCCUCGUAGUCGAGAUAAAGAUCUCACGAAGCACAUGAUAUUCGAUUUGAAUGGCAUGACGCAAAUCGACUCCUCUGCGUCUCAAAUUUUGUGCGAAAUAGUCACAAAUCUGCGUAAAAGGAGAGUGAAGGUGUAUUUCACGCGGAUCCCACUGACCGCCACUGUUCGCAACAGACUUGAAGCUUCGGGCAUCGUGGGCAUGGUCGAAAAAAUGACGGUGAAUGACCCAAUGGCACUUACAGAAGUCCCGACACCAUCAUGGUGCUUUAAUAGUAUUCAAGAUGCUCUUCGAGCCACAGACGAGGCAGAUUCAGAUACACUUUCAGAAGCCGUCAGCGAGUGCACUUCUUUGAGCGGCACUUUCGUACGUUCGUCAGCUGUCUGA
This is a messenger RNA of Lachancea nothofagi CBS 11611, 2184 nucleotides long. The record is from the annotation of a GenBank genome assembly. Lineage: Eukaryota; Fungi; Ascomycota; Saccharomycetes; Saccharomycetales; Saccharomycetaceae.